CCACCUUCCUCCUUUUCCUUGGGAUCUUCAGGGCAAGCCCGAUCAGUCUUACCAGCAUGCGACCUCCUGCUCAGCUUCUCCUCCUCCUCCUGCUUCUUCAGUCUCCAGAGAACACAGUUUCACAAACGAGCUCAACCCCAUUGAUGGUGGCCAGUGUUCUGGGGGAGUCAGUAACUCUUCCCCUGAAGUUUCCUGCAGGAGAGGAGAUCGACUCCAUCACCUGGCUUCACAACGGAACAUCUAUCAUCUACAUAGAGCCAAAUGAAGCACGAAUCACGGUGACAGCCCCCAAAUGGAAAGAAAGAUUGAAGGUCACCCAGUCCUACUCCUUGCAGCUCAACAACCCGACAAUGGCAGAUGCAGGAUCUUAUGAUGCCAUGGUGGUCACAAUGAGCUCUUCAGUAUUUUACAGUUACACUCUGAGGAUCUUCAGGCAGCUGCGAAGGCCUCACAUUACAGUGGAUUCUGUCAUCUCUGAGAAUGGGACCUGUCAUGCCACCUUGAGAUGUUCUGUGGAGGAAGGAGGAGAGAAUGUCAUAUACCGGUGGACAUCAAUGGGACCAGGAGCUAUUGUGUCCCAGGAAGGAUCCAUCCUCAAUGACUCCUGGAGCCUUGAUGGUCUGGAUCAGAACUACGCCUGCACAGCUGUGAACCCUGUUAGCAAUAGCACCUCCAGCCUCAUCUUUGUUAAGCAGCUUUGUGCAGGUUCCAAGGCAGUUGUAGGUACUUACUGCCCAGUGACAUGGAUUCUGCUGGGGAAGGGGCUCCUUCUCCUCAUGUUCCUGGCGGUUCUAGGAACUUGGCACAUCCAGACACAUGUGUUCAGCAAACCCCUUAUGUCUAACUCAGGGCUAUGAAGGCCACCAGUGCCCCAGGAGAGCCUGGAUGAGGCCAUUACUUCUCUGUGGCUCACUUAAAUUACAUUACUGACCUGUACUCUUUUCAAGGUGUAGUACUAUGGAUUGUCAAAGACCAAUGGGAUAAAAUUUCAUAUCUUGCACUUGUGAGCCUAUG
Diceros bicornis minor is the source of this 1014-nucleotide messenger RNA. Its product is annotated as SLAM family member 6-like. The transcript has 4 exons. Gene Ontology annotation, cellular component: external side of plasma membrane. NCBI's taxonomy places the organism in Eukaryota, Metazoa, Chordata, Mammalia, Perissodactyla, Rhinocerotidae. The coding region runs from base 57 to 857 and encodes 266 amino acids. The record is from RefSeq and is a predicted model, not a curated record. Gene Ontology annotation, biological process: T cell activation.